UUCAACUACGCUGCGCGUGUUUCUAGUUUGAAGGUCAAAGUUAUUAGCACCAGUUCUAGUAGCAGCCCGCGGGAGAAUGACGAGUAAUAAUAUCCUGUGGUUCCGGCAUGGUUUGCGUUUGCACGAUAAUCCAAGCCUGCUGGAGGCACUGAAGCCAGUCCAGUCCAGUGAGCCAGUGAAAUUGUUCCCGGUUUUCAUUUUCGAUGGCGAAAGCUCAGGAACGAGGCUCGUAGGUUACAACCGAAUGAAGUUCCUGCUGGAAUCACUUGCUGAUCUUGACCGACGGUUUCGCGAGCUGGGUGGGCAGUUGCUUGUGUUCCGAGGGGACUGCGUCACCAUUUUGCGUCGACUAUUCGAAGAGCUCAACAUCAAGAAACUAUGCUUCGAGCAGGACUGCGAACCGAUCUGGAAGGAUCGUGACGAAAGGGUGGCAAAACUUUGCCAAAUGAUGGGUGUGCGAUGCGUCGAGAAUGUGUCGCACACGCUUUGGAACCCACUGGAGGUGAUCCAAACAAACGGCAAUAUUCCUCCGCUGACGUAUCAGAUGUUUCUGCACACCGUGAACAUUAUUGGUGAACCACCGCGGCCAGUCGAAGCCCCCUGUUUCGAGCACGCUGAGUUCGGUCACAUUCCGUCCCUGCUGGCCUCAGAGUUGAAGCUCUGCCAAGCGGUACAACAACAAACUCCCGAGGAGUUUGACGUCCUGUACGAUGGUAAUCCAGAAAUUGCGUUCCAGAAGUGGAUCGGCGGUGAGACGCACGCUCUCGAAGCACUCGGUGCACGCCUCAAGCAGGAAGAGGAGGCUUUCCGCGAAGGCUAUUACCUACCGACGCAAGCCAAGCCUGAACUAUUGGGGCCGGCUACCUCCAUGAGUGCUGCCCUGCGCUUCGGAUGCCUGUCGGUGCGUAUGUUUUACUGGUUUGUGCACGAUCUGUUCGAGAAGGUGCAAGCGGGUAGCCAGUUUCAGUGCCCACGCGGCCAGCACAUAACCGGACAGCUCAUUUGGCGCGAAUAUUUCUACACGAUGUCGGUUCAAAAUCCUUACUACGGUGAAAUGGAGCGUAAUCCGAUAUGUCUCAGCAUCCCGUGGUACGAACCGAACGAUGAUUCGCUCGCCCGCUGGAAGGAGGGUCGGACCGGCUUCCCGAUGAUCGAUGCCGCGAUGCGCCAACUGCUGGCGGAAGGUUGGCUGCACCACAUACUGCGCAACAUUACCGCGACAUUCCUUACACGUGGUGGUUUAUGGAUCAGCUGGGAAGCGGGCUUGCAGCACUUCCUGAAGUAUCUACUCGACGCGGACUGGUCGGUGUGUGCCGGCAACUGGAUGUGGGUGUCGUCAUCCGCGUUCGAGCGUUUGCUCGACUCUUCCAAGUGCACGUGCCCGAUUGCGCUCGCUUAUCGUCUCGACCCGCAAGGUGACUACGUGAAGCGCUACCUUCCGGAGCUGGCCAAGUUCCCCGCCCAUUUGGUUCACGAACCGUGGAGGGCUACACACGAGGAACAGCUGUCGUACGGAUGUAUCAUUGGUGAACACUAUCCGGCUCCAAUGGUUGAUCUUAAUUCGGUGGCAAAAAGAAAUUCGCACGCCAUGGGAUCACUGCGAGAGAAACUGCUCGAUGGUGGCGCAACACCGCCACAUUGUCGUCCGUCCGAUAUCGACGAGAUCAGACAGUUCUUCUGGCUCGCCGACGAUGUUGCGCUCGAGGCAUAAGCGAAGCGAUGUAUUUAUUACCCCAUUUGACGAUAUGUGCCACGCACACGUUAGUGGAGAACUUAUUACAGGGAAAACGAUCAUGUACGAUCAUUUCAUUGACUAUCCUAUUAUAACCGUGUGGUGUAGGUAAAAGAUUAUCUAAUUGAGUCCCAGGUGAUAUUGUUUAUAGUCUCAAUUGUACUUUAUCAUUUUGCACACGAAAAGAAGAUUGGUGAAAUCUUCCAGAAAGACAACUUUUGAAACUGUGUAUGUUUGAUGUCGUCCGUUCCGGUAU
Anopheles cruzii is the source of this 1988-nucleotide messenger RNA. RefSeq names its product cryptochrome-1 (gene cry). NCBI's taxonomy places the organism in Eukaryota, Metazoa, Arthropoda, Insecta, Diptera, Culicidae. Gene Ontology annotation, molecular function: DNA binding; FAD binding. The transcript has 5 exons. The record is from RefSeq and is a predicted model, not a curated record. Gene Ontology annotation, cellular component: nucleus; cytoplasm. The coding region runs from base 77 to 1711 and encodes 544 amino acids. Gene Ontology annotation, biological process: circadian regulation of gene expression; entrainment of circadian clock by photoperiod.